AUGGCCUCACUGGCUGAGAUCGUAGACACCAUCCUUCUCCUUCGAUACAUCAGUGUCUGCGAGCACAUCAUGACAUUCAAGGAGGAGCUGCGGGUCAUCUGGAGGAACAAGGAGACCAGCAUGUGGUCCAAGGUCGCGUUCGGCAUAAACCGUUACCUUGUGGAGUCGGUUAUCGCGCUCACGGUAGCGGCUUUCAGUGGUGAAAUACGGCAGAUGACGACGUCCUAUCCUAUCUGUCCUGAUCAUCGGUAUAGUGAGCAUCUCCGAUCUGCAAAAGUGUGUCUGCUGGCGGCCACUCCCCGGGUUUUGAUUGCUGUUUUCGCUAUCCAGACAAGCUGUGAUAUUUCCGUUGUGAUUUUAAUGAUCUACAAUGCGCUCGAUCAGCCGCGGAGGAGUGACACCGAUAUGAAGACGACGCUGCGGAAAGAUGGCGUGCCCUUUCUCGUGGCCAUAUUCGGUCUGCGCAUGCUCUAUACCAUCAGUGCCAUCACGAUGAAUGUGCGAUAUUCCCCGCUCCGCAAAGCACAAUAUUGA
Mycena citricolor is the source of this 534-nucleotide messenger RNA. Lineage: Eukaryota; Fungi; Basidiomycota; Agaricomycetes; Agaricales; Mycenaceae. The record is from the annotation of a GenBank genome assembly.